Messenger RNA from Closterium sp. NIES-65, 3894 nucleotides. NCBI's taxonomy places the organism in Eukaryota, Viridiplantae, Streptophyta, Zygnematophyceae, Desmidiales, Closteriaceae. The record is from the annotation of a GenBank genome assembly.
AUGGAGUACGUAAGGGAAUACGAUAGGCAGAGAGGCGAAGGAUUACGAUACGCGGAGCGAGGAGGGUUACCGUACUCAGAGCACGAGUAUCGACAACGUUUCGCCAACGCCUCGACGUCGCAAGCGCUCGUUUUAGCGGAAGAGACUUCGUUUCUACCGCGUUUUUCUAACGAUGGGGACUCAAGCGAGGGCUCCCGUCCCGUUGUAAGCCCGAAUACGAGGUUCGCCCGUCACGUGGUUGAGACGCUAUCGCGUUCGGUUGAGGACGACGGGGGGGAAGGGGAUGCGGGCUGCCCAUUGGCGGAAGGGCAACGAUGGGUGAAUGACAGGGGGGCCGCGGGGGAAGAAUACGGCGGGAGGGUGUCGCAAAGAUCGGCGGAGGAACAGGGGGAGGGAGAGGAAGGAGCGUCUCGAGGUAACUGGGAUCGAGCUGCUUUGCAAGGGGAAAGGAGGGGGGAGAGCUCGCAUCGGCCGUGGGGCUCACAGGAGGUCCGCUUUCCGCCGCAAGGGCGUGACACGUCGCAAUUUCAGGGGCGAAGCGAGCGCGCCGACGUGGGUGGGAGCGGCAGCGGGGACGCAAGGCGGGGAAACCAGCGCGUGAUUGCGGAGGACGGCCCGCGCGAGCGGGUGGAUCCGCGCUCGGGUUCGAACUUACCAGUAAAGUCUGACCGGCAGCCCUUGCGCGGCCUUUCCGUUAGAGUUGACGGGCUUUGCGAGGGGGCCGUCGGGGGAGGCUACGCGAAAGCUGGCGGCGGCGCAAGGGGCGCGGAAACUGGUGGGGGGAACUUCCCCCCCGCGCUGAAGGCCGGCGCGGGACGGAGCAGGCGGAACUUGACGGCGGUUGACGGUGCAGUUCCAGUUUUCGCCGACGGUCAACCGCAACGAAACGGGACGUGGGUUAACGGACUCGAAAAAUCGCGCUCGCCGCCUGUUCUUCCGGAUGGGGUGUGUGACGGCAGCGGAGGUGCUUUUAACGGGGACGAGGGCAGCCCGUUGGGUUCAGUACAAGGAGUUAUGCCCGGAGGGAUGGACGGCGACGGACCCGCCGCGUUUGGCGCUGCUAUGGCUGGUGAAAGGAGACCCGCGCCGUCCUACGGAUGCCCUAGAGGUGUGUUGGGUGCUCGUUCGUCCGUCUUCGCGUCCCUCCCCUCCUCCUCCGGUUUUGGUGCCCUUCCCUCUGAUCUGCCGUCGCCGUUUCCCUCCGGCUUGCCCCCCGCGCUGUCGCGUUUCCCUGAGAGGGGGAAACGCGCGGGGUUGGAGGGCGCGGGCGCGGACGAGCGGGGGAUUUCUCCGCGGAGUGGCGCAUUCACCGGACGCUCGAGCGGGAACGAGUGGGAAGAGGCUGUUUUGCGCGGGGGGGAGGAGGAGAGGGCGGAAGCACGGUUGCCGCGCGGGCGCGGGCGGGAGAAUUCGGCGGACGGGGAACGCGCGCUAUUCGCCCGGCCGAGAGACCGCGAGCCGGCGAUUGGGCGGGGGAAUAUCGGCCGAGAGGCGGCAGCGGCGGCAGGAGGCGGAGGAAGCAGCAGAGGGAAGUUUGUUUUCGGAAGGGCAGGAACGGCAGGAACGGAGAAGAUCAAGGUUCAGAUCGGUACUGCUUGGGGAGCAGCAGGCCGUGAUUUUGACGCGGAGGUUGAGGCAGAGGCAGAGGCAGGGGUGGGUGGCGAGCGGAUGGGAUGGGAGGAAGGGGGGAACAGCGGAGCGUGGGGUUCUGAGCGUGAGUACGAGCAUCAGCGGGUGCGGCAGCAGGCACAGCAGAAGCAGUUGCGCCGGCAGGAGCAGCAGCAGGAGCAGCGGGAGCAGGAGGGGAGAACGAUGGAGCAAACGGAAGCUGCGUUUGGCGAGGAGGAUCGCUGGGGUAAACGACAGGCUUGGUGUGGUAACCCGGUUACUGCAGGCCCGUCAGGCUCAGGCAUGGAGGCGUACGGCGAGGAGAUGGAGGCGAGAAACGACAGGUGGGGGAAACGACCAUCGCGCAAGUCUAUAGAUUCGGAGGAUUUGAGCGCCGGAGAGAGGGGGAGAGUGAGGGACGUGAGAGGACGCAGAGAAGCGGCAGCGGCAGCAGCGGCGGCGGCGGCGGCAGCGGCAGCGGCGGGGGCGGCGGGUAUGGAUAAUCUGGGUCGCAUGGGGGGUGGGGCCGCCUGUUUGGAGGAGGAUGUGCCGGGGGUGGGUCGACUUGGUCGUCUUGGCAUGGACUUUAUGCGUGCGGAGGCGGAGGCGAUGGGUGUUGCAGGUGGGGCGGUGGGCAUGGGUAGAAGCCCGAGGGAGUAUGGCGUGCAGGGGGGGAGAAAGAGGAGCAUGUCGCCUGGAGGGAGGAGUGAGAGGAGCGGGUGGAGCGGGCGCAGUGGAAAGAGUGGGAGGAGCGGGAGGAGCGGGAGGAGUGGGAGGAGCGGGAGGAGUGGGAGAGAGCAUUGGGCCCAGCCAAAGCAUGUUUCUGUCAAGAGGAGGAAAAAUGGCGAGAGCCAAAACAGCGGCGACCCUCAGCAGCAGCAGCAGCAGUCGCCACUCUACACGCCUGAAACGAUGCAAGCCUUUAUGGCUUUCCAGGCUUUCAUGACCCAACAGCAGCAGCAGCAGCAGGAAGGAGGGCAGCAGGGCUCGUUCGCGGUUCCUCCUGUCUUUCCUGAGUCGAUACACGCGUUUCUGGCCUUUCAAAGCUUCAUGGGCCAGCAACAGCAGCAGCAGCAGCAGCACUCGCAAGUGGGACAGGAGGACGGGCGGGGCGAAGAGGAGCAGGACGAGCGGGAUGAGCCGCGGCGACAGCAGAGGGGGCAGCACAGGGACGCGUUCGGCCGUCCACCUCUACCCACCCACCAGCGACGCCCCUCCAAGUCUCCUGAACUCGUCACUCGACGCACCACCUCUGCUUCCCAUUCUUCCGCCCCUCGCUCCCCCCAAUCCUCCGCCCCCCGCUCCCCGCUUUCCUCCGCCCCCCCGCUCUCCCCACUCCUCUGCCCCGCGCUCACCCCUCCCCCCACACCGCUUUCCCCCUCCCCCCGUCCCCUGGCGCUAUUUGAGCGCAUCACCCGCCGCCGCCAGUCUAGCCCCAGUGGCGCGCGCCCCCCGUCCGCCAAUAGCAGGCCCCCUAAGUUCCCCGCGCGCGCCACCCCUCCCGCUGUUAUAGCGGAAGAGGGCGAUGGUAGGGAUUAUAACGCAUAUGCCCAGGCAGGAGGGAGGGGAGGGGGUAGCCGAAUGGGGAGUGAGGGGGGUGGUAUGGUGGGGAUGAGGGAAAGUGGUUAUGAUGGAUGUGACUAUAAGGAGGGGAGCAGAGGGAGCGUGAGGGAGACGGGGUGGGGCGUGGGCGGGAAGGGGAAAACGGCAGGGGAUGAGGAGGGAAGAAGCAGAGGCAAUACCUUCCCCUCCUUCGCAUCGCCCUGCCCUCAAGGCCUUUCCGAUGCCCCAGCCGUUUCUGCUGUCUCUGCUGCCAUUGCUGCCACUCCAAAUGCCCCUGCGCCUGGCACUCAGUUGCCAGGGGUCUCCCCGGCUGGAGGGGGGUUUUUCUGCGGUGCCCCUGGCACGGCGGCGGCUGGAGGGUGUUUAGCUGGUGCUGCCGCAGGGAUGGCGUCUGGGGCCCUGGGGCUUGCGGGAACUGGUGCUGGGGUUGCUGCAACUGCAGCGGGGAUGCUGGGGUGCGGUGCUAUGGGUGCUGCAGGGUCGAGUGCGGUGCUGAUGAGUGCACAGAGAAGUGGUCAGAGGGAGGAGUGCCGUUUGGAGGGUAGUGAGAGAGAAGAGAGGCGUGAUGUGGGUGGGAGAGGAAGGGAGGAGGCGAGGGGUGUGAGUGAGGGUGAGAGGAGAAGAGGGGAUGAUGUGGGUGGUGGUGGUGAUAAUGAUGAUGGGGGUAGGCGAGGAGAAUGGAGAGGAGGAAAGGGAGGAGGACGAGGAGGAUGGAUGGACUAG